UAUUUUCACACGAUACUCCGCAUUAAUUUUCUACAUGUCACUCUCGCCCUCCUUGGAGUUGUACAUUCACACAAUUUCCGUCGCGAUAACGGCAGCGGGUUAUUACGUUCGAAGCCCUGAGGCCCUGUUAGGAAUUUCAAGAUCUUAUGCGCGGAUGGACUGCUGUAGAUGACGAUCAGUCCUCAUCGAAGGAAAACACGGAUUUCAAGGACAUGUAACAACUUACACUCAAAUUAUUAGCUCUGUGUCGUGACGAAUUCAGCAGUGCAAUAAGAACAGACGUUACAGACGGGUAGAAGUUUGUUUAUCAAGCUAAUACAAUUUAAAGAAGCCGGGUGAAUGAUUUUACCGCAGCAGCUCGCUCUCAUCAAACAGGAUAAAAUACGUUGACAUCUCCAAAGCUUAUACUUCGUAGCAAAGACACAAUUUUUGUCGAAAAGAUGAAUUCUAACACAACAUUUAAUGCAAAGGACACAACGCCUUUUCCGUUCUAUUCCAGCCAGCUGAAUGAUGUCACUGAUGCGUUGAAUGAGAGCUAUGCAAACGUUUCUACAGACAACCCAGAUACGGUGCAGUCACUCGACUUCUGGAUCGUAAAGAUUGUGCUUUACGGCGUUAUUCUGCUAGGAAGCUCUAUAGGGAACAGCCUUGUUAUUUAUAUCAUCGUCAGUAACGUCCGAAUGAGGACAGGAUCCAACUAUUUGAUAAUGAACUUGGCGCUGUGUGAUUUUGUCACGCCGGUUUUCAGCAUUCCUUUUGAUUACUUUCUCGAAGAAUAUAACUACAUCUGGAUGUAUGGCUCAGUUAUGUGCAAACUUCUGUGGCCGUUGACAACCAUGUCUUCUACGUCGGCUGCUUUAACCCUUGCAGCGAUCUCGCUUGAUCGCUAUCGCGUGAUAAUGCAUCCAUUUCGACCUCGUUUGACGAAGUUUAAAAUAAAAUGCAUUAUUGUCGCAGUUUACGUGUUUUCACUAUUGGUGGUAACUCCGUACUCGUACGUUCUCGAUCUGAAAGGACACCAAUGCCGUGAAAUAUGGCCUGAUAUCUCGUACAAGAAGUACUACACCCUAGGACUUUUCCAUGUGCAAUAUUUCCUUCCUCUGAUUUUUAUGGUGUUCAUGUAUUCGCUUGCGCUGAAAAACUUGUACACUAGCGCAGACAAGACUAGCGGCCAGAAAGCCGAGCAAGAACCGGCUGCUGUCAGCCGAAAAGUCAGUCGGACAUCAACGAACUCACGGCGAUCGUCAGUAGCCGAAACUGAGCCGAAACUGAAAAAGGUUUCGUCCACGGUGCGUCUGGUGCGCAAAUUCUCUUCAACUGUCAGGAGAGGGAAGACAGAAGCAAACAAAAGAGCAACUAAGAUGUUUAUGGCCGUCGUAGGAGUUUUUACUAUUUGUAUGUUCCCCAAUCAAGCACUUUGGCUAUGGGCGGACUUCCAUAAUGAGGGACAGAACCCAAGGUUCUUAAACGCGGUUAUAAUCUGUUGGCUAUUCACGUAUGCUAAUAGUGUCUGUAACCCAGUUAUCUACGCUGUUUUUAGCCGGGACUUUCGUCGAGGCUUCAAAAGAGCUUUUCGAAAAGUGUUCUGUUUACACCGCCGCAAAAACCGACAGGUGUAUAAAACAGACAUGGUGGAAACUUUGACAACAGAAUUAAAAUGCGUAGCUUCUGGAGAGACAGAGAAACGAAAAAGAAAAAAUGCUACUGUCCAACGACCUAAGCUUUAUCUUCUGUGA
Pocillopora verrucosa is the source of this 1736-nucleotide messenger RNA. Its product is annotated as neuropeptide FF receptor 2-like. The record is from RefSeq and is a predicted model, not a curated record. Lineage: Eukaryota; Metazoa; Cnidaria; Anthozoa; Scleractinia; Pocilloporidae. Gene Ontology annotation, cellular component: plasma membrane. Gene Ontology annotation, molecular function: G protein-coupled receptor activity. Gene Ontology annotation, biological process: G protein-coupled receptor signaling pathway.